Molecule: messenger RNA, 1626 nt
Organism: Silurus meridionalis
Lineage: Eukaryota; Metazoa; Chordata; Actinopteri; Siluriformes; Siluridae
Gene: slc31a2
Product: solute carrier family 31 member 2
Exons: 4
Coding region: 377-877 (166 amino acids)
Biological process (GO): copper ion transmembrane transport
Cellular component (GO): membrane
Molecular function (GO): copper ion transmembrane transporter activity
Source: RefSeq, a predicted model, not a curated record
CUUCCACUAAGAUAGUGAACCAAUGUAGGAUUCAAGAGCCAAGAACUCUCUGGAUAUCGUUUUAGAUCAUUUUAGAUUAAAAUCUGUUGAUUUUAAUAAAAGUGCAUUGUGCACUGGGGUUCACACACACACACACACACACACACACACACACACACACACACACACACACACAUAUUUGUGUGUGUGUGUAAUAUACAUGUGCUAAUGAAACGAGAUUUUUUUUAUUUUUUAUUUUAAGAUCAUUAGAAAUAAACGCAGGAAGGGAAUGCAGCUGUCAGACAGUUCCAACUAAUAUUGUGCUGGUCGAUCAGACAACAAACACUGGAGUAAAGCCACAGUUUCUACUGCAGGAUCCAGAAAAGUCGUCCCAAAGAUGCAGAUGCACUUUGAAGCGUCGAGCUCCGUCACAUUGCUCUUUGACUUCUGGAGUGUACACGGACCUGGAGGAAUGGUUCUUUCAGUCAUUGUGGUACUGCUGCUGACAGUAUUGUACGAGUUCCUUAAGUUGUGGAAGAGCGUUCUUGUGAAACGGUCCGAAGGUCAUCUAGCCACUGAUGCCUCCUCUUCAUCACCACCCUGCAUUUCUCCAGCACUGGAACAUCCUGAGAGCACAUCAUCACUCGCUAACAGUCCCUCUCAAGUUUCUCUGGCUUCCACAGAAAAUAUGACUGCCCCUGUUCUCGGCACUUCUACCACUGUAAACAGAUGGCUUUUUCACGGCGCCAGGACAGGACUGCAUAUUGUUCAGGUGGUUCUGGGGUACAUGAUCAUGCUCUGCGUGAUGUCCUACAACGUUUGGAUAUUCCUUGGAGUGAUUGUGGGUUCUUUGUUAGGCUACUUCAUCGCUUUCCCUCUUUCAAAUUAUAUGAUAUAACUGACUGAGUAAAGUAGCUGCUAACAAUCAGGGAUUUAUUUCCUUUUCUUAUUCUAGACUGACAAAACCUGACAAAUUACAUCUCGGUGCCAAAGCUGGUCAGCUGUUUGUACUCUGUAUGCAAAAGUGGGAUGUGAUGUUUUGGAAAUUUGCAUGUGGGUCUUUUUAUUAUUAUUAUUAAGAGAACACCAUGCUGUUUUAACUUCAUCAUAAUUGCAUCUUAUCCUAGAAUGCAGAUUGUUUUUAACAGGUUUUAACCCACUGUAUUUUUAAAAAGUGCAAUCUCUGGUUAUAUGAUAUGUUUCAUGUCCAUCUAUAAUCAUGAGUUCUAGGCUUUAGACCUGGGACACCUGAUCUCCUGUUAGAUCAUGGUGUCAGGUGACCAGAUAAUGGUGAGUAAAGGUCACUGCCACUAUAUAGUGCAGUAUAAUGUGUGAAUGUGAAUACAGCGUAGCUCUAGCAAGCAGCCAUGUGAUUAAUUUACUUCCCUUAUGAGAGAUUUAGUCAUAUUGUAAAUUUCCCCAGGUUGCACAUCUUUUAAAACUCAUGAUGAACAUAAUACUCACUUCACUGAUUUUUUUUUUUUUUCUGUACAGGAUGUAUAUUAAGUAAGUGUGAAAAAGCAGAAGUGAUUAAUGAAAAAAGGAUUUUUUUUUUAAACAAAUCUUUACUACUGCUACUGUUUUCUAACAAAUGUGCCACAACUUUUGAGCAAAAUCUGUUUUUAGAUUAAAUUGCUUUGACUAAUA